Messenger RNA from Lentinula edodes (shiitake mushroom), 4056 nucleotides. Its product is annotated as Rapamycin-insensitive companion of mTOR, N-term-domain-containing protein. Gene Ontology annotation, cellular component: TORC2 complex. NCBI's taxonomy places the organism in Eukaryota, Fungi, Basidiomycota, Agaricomycetes, Agaricales, Omphalotaceae. Bases 85 to 3951 code for a protein of 1288 amino acids. The record is from RefSeq and is a predicted model, not a curated record. Gene Ontology annotation, biological process: TORC2 signaling. The transcript has 25 exons.
UCUUUGCUACUGUAUGAUCUUCUGUGAUCCCUCCAUGCCUGGAACUUCUUGAACCUUCAACUCAUUCCUUUUUGCUCGGGCGACAUGCCUGCACAACUUGUAACUCCAUCUUCCACCAGUAUACAUAUAUCCUCCCCUGCCCCGUCUUCAAUCACGCUUGUUGUCAAUGGCACUGUUUCGGAUGCUUCACCGGACUCUUUAUCCUUCGCCGAGCUGGAAGGAAAGGAGCCCAAAGAGCAGCUUGAGUUUCUGGAAGCUCUCAUAGUAAAGGAAAACCGAAUCAAAGAUGGUGCAGAGAACUUGUUGAAUAUGCGGCUAGAUGACAUACUCCGUGAAAAGGUCGUGUCAGAGCUAAAAACCGCAAGUAUUCGGAUAAAAGCUAUUAUGGAUAGGAAAGCAGUCAUUGAAACGGCGCUCAGAAAGCAUACCAGACGAAGAGGAGAGCAUGAGCGGGAACUGGACGAGAGAGGAGACGAUUUUCGAACUGCCCUUCGCAAUGCACAAGACUGUAUCUCUUCAUUAAUCUCUUUCAAAUCUGAACCUCCGGACCCUUCCAAUCUUGAUAAAGAGCUGGUUAAAGUAAUGACGAAACUUGUUGGCAUCUUACAACGAAAUCUGCGCGUCCGAUAUGAACUCACCAUCUCCGAAAUUGCUCAAUCUGUAAUAUUUGCUCUCGCCGAUAAACGCACCAAAGAGUGUCGUGCAGUAGCAUAUCGUGUGCUCCGACAUUCCCUUGUGGACCCGGAAUCUGUUAAGAAGUUGAAGGAACAGGAAAUAGAUUGGUACAUAAUUAGGUCUCUGCACCGGGAUAACAAGUUCGCGGUUGAGAAGGAGCAGGUCAUCAAACUUAUACGUUCUAUCGUUGGAGUGGGCACUGUGUCUAAUGGUGGUCCCGGAGGCGUGCCUCUUUCUGAACCAGUACUUCGUGCGUUUAUCGCUGUCGCAGAACAAGCGGAUGAUCCUUUUAGAUUUAUCUGCAUACAAACUUUGGCUGAGCUAGUCAUCCUUGAUACGGACUUAGUAGACAGGGCUGGUGGUAUACGCUUCCUCCUGCAUGCUGCCGGAGAGGGACCGGUAGAAAUUACACCAAUACUGGCUUCUACAUUUUUGCAUAUAAUUGAUUCUCCACGAACUCGAGCUUACCUUCGUGUGGGCACAGACCUUGAGAUAGUUCUCACUGCAGUUACCGAUGCCUACGGUAAAGGGCCUGAUCAUGCUGAACGUAUGAAGAGCUAUACCAGAGUUAUACAAGUCAUGUUACGGACAUGGAGUGGGCUGAUGUACUUCUGCAUGGAAGAAAUGGGAGCUGUUCGUUCUUUGGUAGAUACCCUUCGGCUACCUUCUUUAGAAACACGAGAAGUUGUUUUGAACAUGUUUUUCGAAAUCUUCAACAUCAAAUCUCCGGAAUGGUAUCAAACUUUCAUUGCUGGCAAGCGAUUGACUACCUAUCAUGGUCUCAAACCGCCUGAGCCCGAACCUCAGGAACGCACUGUGCAAACUCUCAAGCUCACCGAUCAAUACAUUGCCCUUCUUAUCCUGGUAUUCACCAACGUUGGGUUGCUAGAGGCUCUUAUUUCCAUAAUGGAGGAGGUGCCUACUGGAUCCGUUCUUUCUCGCAAGGCCACACUGUUAGUAGGCGAAAUCCUUCAAAUAUCCAAUCGUGUCUUGCCAUUAUCGGUGGCUGCUCGAAUACAGGCUUUACCCUCGAUAUUUGCUAUGGCAUCCAACUAUGAUGAUGGUCAACAACGACUUGUUGGUGCCUCAACACUAUCUGCUCUAGAUAGUUUCAAUCGGAACCGCACUCGACUGGAACCUGGUGUGGUGAAAACAUCUUCACGACUCAGGGCAAAUUCAGUGGAUGACGCCGUUCGGCGAGGGCAAAGACAGGUGGAGCAAGCCAAACUAAAACUAGGCAUGCAAAUGGAUGACAAGACCUUCCAAAGCUCUCUUUUGGAAACUCAGGUGAUGCUCACCAAGGACCAUGCGAAGUGGAACUUUGAUACCUUGCAAGAAAUCAUCGAGGGUCCUUUGCUGCAUCCUAAACGGAUGGAUGAAGCGAUUAAAGGAGCGCGCUUUAUUAGACGUUUAAUGACGUUCUUCCAUCCUUUCAGUCAUAGGUUUUCUGAUAUGCACCGUAUCAAAGUCAAUCUGAGAUGGGUCCGACUAGGCUGUUCGCUUCUGACUACUCUCUUGGCUAAUCAAGACGGAAUCCGGUAUCUGUCGUCAGAGGAUCCAUUCAUGGGCCAAAUCGUCAAGUGCUUCGCGCAACUUGAUCCUUUCAACAGCCAAGCAGCACCCGACUCAGAUCCAAUGUUUUCCAAAAGAAGAAUUGCCGAAACCCUGACGUACGGGUACCUUGAGAUGCUUGGGACCCUCAGUAAACAUAAGGAGGGCAUCGAGAUUCUCGAGAACUACAAAAUAUUUACCGCUUUCUAUCACUUGAGCGAUUUAAAGAGCAGAGAUGAUCUUAUCAAGGGAAUAAUUGAAAACUUGGAUUAUAGCACAGACGGUCAUCCGCGUAUCGUCUUAUCCAAGGCCCUUACUUCGAGCCACAAGCGCAUUCAACUGCAUGCCACCCAACAUCUGGGAGAGUUGAUUCGCAACUCCCCUGCGGCAAACUCAUGGACACUCAGAUUAUUAUUAACCCAAUUAUACGAUCCAUCCGUUGAAGUUCGAAAAUUGGCUGUCGACUACCUAGAGGAGGCAUGUGAAGCAAAGGACAUCCUGGAGAUGGUGGUGGAAAUGCGACCUGUGAUGGACCAUCUUGGUGAAAUGGGUAACUCGCUCCUACUCAAGUUUAUGUCCACACCCACGGGGUUUCGCUACUUAUACGAUGCUGGUUACAUUGAUCGCGAGAUGGAUAUAUGGUUUGAGGAGCACAAUAUUUAUUAUGUGGUUCAAGUGGAAGUUUUUUUGUCGCAGGUUUUUAGUUCAAAUGAGGAAGAGGAACACACUUUAGGCUUCGAGGGGACCGUUCCACCUCAUUUCUAUGGGGAGAUGGCCAAGACAGAAUUAGGUUGUCAAGUCUUGCAGGAAAAAGGUCAUUUCGGGGACUUUGCUCAAUUCAUCCGUCAACAUGGGCAUGAAAGUGAGGAUACGGAGUUGAUCAUGAAGCUCAAGAGCGUUUUGUGGGCCGUGGGAAAUAUCGGAGCGACUGAAGGGGGACUUUUCUUUCUGGAAGAAGAGGAGAUCAUACCGGCUGUGCUUAGCAUAGCUAAUAAAUCACUUAUACCCUCCGUACGCGGAACCUGUUUCUUCGUUUUGGGACUCAUAUCGACCACCUCUCAAGGCGCGGAAAUCUUGGAUGAUUAUAAUUGGGAGGCCACCCUAACACCCAUGGGCAUGCCUACUGGCCUUUGUAUACCCGUUGACGUGGGCGAAUUUCUUUCUCUACCAUCUUGGAAACAACAUGUACCCGACGUGACCAGCACCCAAUUGAUUCCUCCCACCUCUGAACCGGAACUGGAAGCACUCACCGCCAUACAAAAGCUUGCCAAUACAGUAAUUGCAAACGCGGCUUCACGGUCCCUAGCAAGAAUGAAAUCCCGACCAGAAUAUCGUUCAGUCUUCACUUCACCCGCCAUGCUUUACCGCGUUUUUCAUACUAUAUCCACGUCAAGAUACCGUCUUCCGGUUCGGCGAUAUAUUAUGGAUCUUUUCAACAUCGAGCUGGACGAGGAAGUGGUCGCCGCUAUGGUUGAGGCGUCGAAGAAAUUCAAAGCGAAUUCUUUGCAUCCACCUCCGAAAACAGAUCUCAAUCGUCGCCUUAGUAUGUUCGGUAAUCUAGGACGACGUUCGUCAGUAAGCGACGAUGAAGAUGACGAUGAGAUGAAUGAGGAUUCCUCACCUGUUUUACCGAAGAGAGAAGAACCUGCAUUUGCGCUGCGUCCUGUGCACAGAAUUGCGGGGUUUGCCGUUGAGUCCAUUGCGAUGGGGAGAGAGCCUGGGUGAUAAUUUUUCCCUAACCUUAGUCGUCGACAUUCCUAUCACCCUAGGACUUAAAUUCAUAUAAAAUACUCCUUAUAUGCAUGAAUCGGAAAGGAAGUUCAACUAUGU